GCGCCGGAACUGUUGAGAGCAGAUCCAGAUUCGCGGGGUCGGUCCGUCAGGGAGCGCUUCCGACACCAGCACUAUCAGUUUGCUAUGAGGCUGUGGCCGCAGGCAUGGGGUGCCGUCGGGGCCGCUUGGCGCGAGUGCUUCCCUCUGCAAGGUCACGACGUGGCACGUUGGUUCCCCGGCCACAUGGCCAAGGGACUGAAGAAGAUGCAGAGCAGUCUGAAGCUAGUGGAUUGUGUUAUCGAGGUUCACGAUGCCCGGAUCCCACUUUCAGGUCGAAACCCUCUGUUCCAAGAGCUGCUUGGUCUGAAGCCUCAUUUGCUUAUCCUUAACAAAAUGGAUUUGGCAGAUCUUACAGAGCAGCAGAAAAUUGUUCAGCACUUAGAAGGAAAAGGCCUGAAUAAUGUCAUUUUCACAAACUGUGUAAAGGAUGAAAACAUCAAGCAGAUCAUCCCAAAACUUACAGAACUGAUCAAGUGCAGUUACCGCUACCAUCGGGCAGAGAACCUGGAGUACUGCGUCAUGGUGAUCGGUGUCCCCAACGUAGGCAAAUCCUCUCUCAUCAACUCCCUGAGACGGCAGCACCUCAGGACAGGAAAAGCUACCAGAGUGGGCGGUGAGCCAGGAAUCACCAGAGCUGUGACAUCCAGAAUCCAGGUGUGCGAACGUCCACUGAUGUUCUUGCUGGAUACUCCUGGGGUGCUGGCUCCUCGGAUUGAAAGUGUGGAGACAGGCCUGAAGCUGGCCCUGUGUGGAACUGUGUUGGACCACCUUGUUGGGGAAGAGACCAUGGCUGAUUACCUCCUUUACACCCUCAACAAGCAUGGGCUAUUUGGGUACGUGCAGCACUAUGGCCUGGCCAGUGCCUGUGACCACAUAGAGUGGGUGCUGAAGAACGUGGCUGUGAAGCUGGGGAAGACCCGGAAAGUAAAAGUGCUCACAGGCACAGGUAAUGUCAAUGUUAUCCAGCCUGAUUAUGCCAUGGCAGCCAGAGACUUCCUCCGGACCUUCCGCAGCGGGCUGUUGGGCCAAGUGAUGCUGGACCGUGAUCUUAUGUCUACUUGCUGAUAGUGCUGACCCUUGAACUGGCUGGCUGGAGUAUGGUCUUCUGCAUACUCCAUUGAACUGCAGCUGGAGGGUCUAAAGCUUGGAACUGUUGCCCUACCCAGAGGCUAUAUGUGUUGGUACCUGAGACUCAGGCCCCAGCUCCAAAGGGCACUCUGUUCUCUUGUCCAUUAGUCUGGUCAGUCCUCAUUACUACCAUGGGGGUCCCAGGGAUCCUGUGUAAAUGGCUUGGUCAGGAGGUUUUCUCUCAGUCUCAAGUAGAGGUUAAUGCUAUCUCAGAGGAGUCAAAGCUAUAGUCUGUAAUUUUAAAAAAUUGGAUUAAAAAGACAAUUAAAUAAAA
Messenger RNA from Phodopus roborovskii (desert hamster), 1402 nucleotides. It is a transcript of the gene Mtg1, whose product is annotated as mitochondrial ribosome associated GTPase 1. The transcript is spliced from 11 exons. The record is from RefSeq and is a predicted model, not a curated record. Lineage: Eukaryota; Metazoa; Chordata; Mammalia; Rodentia; Cricetidae. Gene Ontology annotation, cellular component: mitochondrion. Bases 85 to 1065 code for a protein of 326 amino acids. Gene Ontology annotation, molecular function: GTP binding; GTPase activity.